GUAAACAGAAAAUGGCUCAAAAUGAAAUUGAGAAAAUGUUAGUUUAUGUAAGAAGGAUGAAGGGUAACGAUUCUCAGAGUUGCCUCCAAGUUGAGAAACUUGAAAUGGUGCUAAGAGUUUUAAGAACCUUUAUAAAGUGUCAUCGUGUUCUUUUUUCUGAUUCCUCAGUCGAACUCACAAAGAAUGUCAAAUCGACUGUACAAAUGCUUGAAGUGAUACUCUAUAACACUACACGUAUCGGAGAAGGCAAGUGCGGUUAUAAGUGGAUUAGGGAAAUUCAAGUAAUACAUUUGUUGGAAUUCUUGGAAUGUGAUACCAUUUUAAGUAACAAUUAUGAGUUGAAUGAUCUUGAUCUGUCAGAAUGUAUGGAUUGCCUCGGAAAGAAUCUAAAUGAUGUACUGAUGUUCUGCCUGGAAAGGGUUAGGUCUGACCCUCCUGAAGAAAACCUUGAAAUACACAGAUUUAUAAAGGAACUGAAAACUGUUCAUAAGAAAAUGAAUUUUUUGAGAUACUUAUAUGCCACAGAGAUAAAGAGUUACGUUGACGACGAGAAGCUGGAAUGUUUAGAGACUCGAAUUCAGUUCAUGGCUAGCAAUGUGGGACAAUUUUGUCUUUCUGUUUCAACUAACAUUGUUGCAAAUACAGAUAAAGCUGAGGUCGAACAAUAUGGGUAUGAUAUCUUGAAUAAACCUUCUUAUCUAUUAUGCUUGAUUGUGUUAGUGGAGUUGGAAAUGAAGAAGAUUUUUCUCAAUGAACUAAAGGCUUCAAAGUUUACUCAUUCAAGAACUUUCAAGGACAUGAAAUUACCUGAAGGAUUUUCUCAUCAUCUCCACAGUCUGUUGAUGUAUCUCAGAAAAGAAAAGCUCGAGAACUUUUCGGAUAAUGUCUCUGCUCAAAAUAUUAUUGUGGCAAUAGAGUUCUUGUUGGUGUUCCUUGAUGCUGAUGUGUCAAAUCAUGUUAUUAAUGGUAACUGGUUGAAUGAGGUUAUGGAAAAAGUUGGAGCUAUAGCUGGUGAUGUUCUAUAUGUGAUCCGAAAGCUUCUUCCUAGCUCUAUAAACAAAGAUGACACUAGCAAAAUAAAUCUUUGCUCGUUACAAAUAUUGGAGAAAACUAAAGAUCUGAAGGCACAAGUGGAGACUUACUACAAAUCCUUAAAAUUUACUCCAUCUCAGUUCCCCACCAUUGGUGGAUUGAGCUUUCUGGAUUGUCUUUUAAGGAAACUGAAUGAAAUGACAAAAUCUAAAUCUGAUUUAGAUUUCUUGAUGAAACCUCUUUUAGGUAAUUUGGAGAAAGAGCUAUCAACUCUUACAUCCAUUUUAGAGAAGGAGCUGUCAUCUUUGUCAUCCCUUUUCAGAGAUGUCGCAAGGGUACACCAUGAACAUAAAAUUCCUAAAGAUCUUCAGAGACGUACUAUCAAUUUGGCAUAUGAAGCUGAGGUUGCCAUUGACUCUAUUCUUUCUCAGUUUAAUGCUUUCUUGCAUAUUUUUUGCUUACUUCCUUCAAUCUUAAAAGAGAUCAAGCAAAUUAAUGCGGAGGUAACUGAGAUGUGGUCAGCAGACGUUGCUCUCAAGCCUUGCUAUGUGGUAGCACCAUUUAAACACCUGCCAACUCGACAUAGCAUUCCAGUGACUGAUGAGGGGAUAGUGGGUUUUGGGAAUGACACAGAAAAAAUGAUUCAGUAUCUGAUUAGAGGUACAAAUGAGCUAGACGUCAUCCCAAUUGUAGGCAUGGGGGGACAAGGGAAAACGACAAUUGCAAGAAAGGUGUACAAUAGUGACAACAUUGUUUCUCAUUUUGAUGUUCGAGCAUGGUGCAUCGUUUCCCAAACAUAUAACCGGAGAAAGCUAUUACAAGAGAUUUUGAGUCAAGUUACCGGUUCCAAGGACGAGGGAGACAAGGAUGACAUCCUUGCUGAUGAGUUGAGGAAAAGCUUAAUGGGCAAGAGAUAUCUCAUUGUCUUGGAUGAUAUGUGGGAUUGUAUGGCAUGGGAUGACUUAAGGCUUUCCUUUCCAGAUUUUGGAAUUAGAAGCAGAAUAGUAGUAACAACUCGACUUCAGAAAGUGGGUGAACAAGUCAAGUACCAUACUGAUCCUUAUUCUCUUCCAUUCCUCACAAAAGAAGAGAGUUGUGAAUUGUUGCAGAAAAAAGUGUUUCAAAAGGAAGAUUUCCCGCCUGAACUACAAGAUGUGAGUCAAGCAGUUGCAGAAAAAUGCAAAGGACUGCCCCUAGUGGUUGUCUUGGUAGCUGGAAUAAUCAAAAAAAGGAAAAUGGAAGAAUCUUGGUGGAUUGAGGUUAAGGAUGCUUUAUUUGACUAUCUUGAUCGUGAGUCGGAAGAAUAUAGUCGUGCGACUAUGCAGUUGAGUUUUGAUAACUUACCUGAUUGUUUAAAGCCUUGUCUUCUUUAUAUGGGAAUGUUUCCUGAGGAUGCAAGAAUUCGAGUGUCGACAUUGAUAAGUCUAUGGGUUGCGGAAGGAUUUGUGCAGAACAGUGAAUUUGCUGAAGAUUACUUGAUGGAUCUCAUUAGUAGUAAUGUGGUAAUGGUUUCAAUGAAAAGUUACAAUGAAAAAGUCAAAAUUUGUCAGGUUCAUGAUGUUGUGUUUCACUUUUGCUUGGAGAAGAGUAGAGAAGAGAAAUUUAUGUUGGCAGUGAAGGGGCAUGAUAGCCAGUUGCAACCUUUGGAUUGGAAGGGAAGUCGAGUGAGAUUCAGUUUCAGUAAAGAGCUUUCCAAGUUUGCAUCUGUGGGCUCCAAAACACGGAAGCCUUUCCACCAACACUUGAGGUCACUGAUUACGACCAAUCAAGGAAAAUCUUUUUAUGGGAUUCCCUUCCGUCAGGUUAGUGAAUUGAGACUUCUUAAGGUCUUGGAUUUGAGUUCCCAUGAAGUGCUUUAUUUGUCGACAGCUACAUUUGAACCACCAAAUUACCUUCAGUACCUCUCAGUGUGGGCAAAUAUAUUCUAUUUUCAUCCAGAAACUCAUCUGCCCCAUAUAGAAACUUUAAUUGUGAAGAGUAAUGCUACGGUACUAUUACCAGCUUCUUUUUGGGAAAUGGAAAAAUUAAGGCAUGUUGAGAUUGCUAAUGCUAAAUUUGAUUUGGGAGAGGAUAGGCAGGGGAUCUUUGAAGGAUCCUCUAAAUUGGAAAAUUUGAGGAUUCUAAGGCACGUUAGAUUUACAAUUUUGGAAGUUGAUAGGGUGGAUGUGUUAUUAAGGAGGUGUCCUAAUCUUCAACAACUCGAAAUCACUUUUGUGAGGGUGGAUGGGUUUGUAGAAGAUACUUGUCUCAUAUUUGAGAGUCUUACCCAGCUUCAAAUACUUCACCUUACCAUUGAUUCUUUUGUGUCCGAGUUGCACUUGCCUUCAAAUAUAAAGAAGUUGGUACUUAAGGGAGGUUGUUUUAUGGAGAGCGCGAUUUCCUUCAUUGCAGGACUACCAAGCCUGGAGUAUCUCCAAUUAGAAGAUGUGGAUUUUGUAAAAUGGAUUGAUACUUAUUUAGAAGGGUGGUACCUUCAAGAUAUCACGUUCGAUAAGCUUAAGUUCUUGAAACUGGUGUGGUUAGAUAUCUCAAGGUGGGAUGCCUCGGAGGAAUCCUUUCCCCUGCUUGAAAAACUUGUCAUAAAACAGUGUGACAAUCUUGAGGAGAUCCCCCUUAGCCUUGCAGAUAUUCCAACAUUGAAACAGAUUAGGUUGAUUAGGUGUGAGAACAAAUCUCAGGAGGCUUCAGCUGUGAGAAUUAAGAAAGAAGUCGAAGAAAAUGAAGGAAACGACCGUAUUGUCAUCAUUGCCGAAGAUUAUUUUGGAAACAUAAGGAAGCUGUGAGUCAACGCAAACUAAAAGCACAGACAGUCUUUUGUGUGGCUAGGCGAAAAUGCAUCAGAUGGUUGGAUCACUAUCAAAUCAUUGUUUCAUAAUUUGGUGAUUGUUUUCCCUGUUAAUUUUUAUAAUCCUUUUCAUCUUACACCUUCAAAUUUG
Molecule: messenger RNA, 3968 nt
Organism: Solanum stenotomum
Lineage: Eukaryota; Viridiplantae; Streptophyta; Magnoliopsida; Solanales; Solanaceae
Product: putative late blight resistance protein homolog R1A-3
Exons: 3
Coding region: 12-3815 (1267 amino acids)
Biological process (GO): defense response to other organism
Molecular function (GO): ADP binding
Source: RefSeq, a predicted model, not a curated record